This is a messenger RNA of Struthio camelus australis, 1448 nucleotides long. NCBI's taxonomy places the organism in Eukaryota, Metazoa, Chordata, Aves, Struthioniformes, Struthionidae. The record is from RefSeq and is a predicted model, not a curated record.
CAGGCCACCGCGGACGCCGCUGCAGGGAUGGCGGAGGAGGAGCGCGAGACCCUGCUGGCCCUCCAGCUCGCCCUCUCCGAGGAGCAGUUCCAGGCCUUCAAGUACCUCCUGGAGGGGCAGAUCCCGCUGAGCAAGCUGCGUCCUGCCACCCGCCCCGACCUCUGCAGCCUCCUGCUCCAGCACUUCCCCGGCCAGGCCCUGCACAAGACCAGUGCCCUCUUCCGCCAGCUCUCCUACCUUGACCUCAUCCAACGUUUCCAGCUCCCCGGCUGGGAGGACGUCUCCAGCCCCUCCACAUCACCCGGCACGGGCGGGAGGGCAAGCUGCCGGCGGCCAUCAUGGCCUCCUCCAUCAGGAGCGCUGCCCCGUGUUUCUGCCCGGCAGGUAAGCAGCGCGUGCUGCUGGAGAGGGAACUCAUGCAGGUGGCCCAAAAAAUGGGCAGGGAGUGGCAGGAGGUGGGGAUCCAGUGCCUGGGCCUGGAGAGGAGCCGCCUGGACCAGAUCCGAGAGGACAACCCCAACAGCGCCGUGAUGCAGAUCUUCGAGAUGCUCCGGGAGUGGCGCAGGAGGGAGAAGCAGCACGCCACGGCCCAGCACCUCUACGCCUGCCUGGCCAGGGCCAACAUGGACCCCGAGGUGCUCAGCUACCUCCAGAGCAUUGGGGGGUUCUAAGGGGCACCGGAGCAGAGCUUGGGGGGAGCUGACCUGCAGUCGGAGGGUCUCGGGGCAAGGCCAAGAUCUCACCGAGGCAGUGAGACUUCUGGCCCUGCCCGCCCUCGCCUGGCCUUUCUCAUGGCCUUUUUAUACUGAAAACAGAGCAGUAAAAGUAUAUUUGUCCUACCCUUGUAGCCCAGCAAGACAUCCUUGGGGUCGGGCCGCAGAGGGGGCUGGGGGACAAGAGGGUACCCAGAGCCAGGUCCCACCCCGACACCUCUCAUCAAGGAAGGGAGCUGGAGAACAAAAGGCGUUGGGGUAAUUUCUGCUCGCUUUUCCCGGGAAACCUCAUCAAUGCCUGUGGAUGCCUCGACGCCUCUGGAAGACCUCUUCCCCCGGAGAAGAGCCUGGCGGGUGGGAGAGCCGUUGCUGCGUUUGCUCCACGUUUAUUAGGCGAUGGCCCCAGUGCUCUGCCCGGACAGGGUGACGUGGGGAUGCAGAGGAGCCGGGGUGGGGGCAGAGCGCAGGGAGCUUCGAGAGAGAAUUAGCCCUGCACACCCUCGCUUGCGGCUCUCGGGUUGGGACGAUCUCCAAGGAAGAGGGUGGAGAGGGGGAUGAAGCAGGGAAAAGCUGAGGGAACAGGAUCGCAGCCCGGGUUAACGUUGAGGUGGGGUGAAGCACGUUACGCAGCGGCUGGCAGAGGAUGGGGCAGGGAACGCAGGUCCGCUCAACGAGCAAGCAUCCACCGCGGCCUUCCAGCGUGGAGAGGAGCCGACGGAGCAGAGCAGGGGCCAC